Messenger RNA from Gallus gallus (chicken), 609 nucleotides. RefSeq lists its product as uncharacterized. The transcript is spliced from 3 exons. Bases 1 to 609 code for a protein of 202 amino acids. NCBI's taxonomy places the organism in Eukaryota, Metazoa, Chordata, Aves, Galliformes, Phasianidae. The record is from RefSeq and is a predicted model, not a curated record.
AUGGUUCUCCACAAUGAGCUGCUCUGGGAAACAAUGGCCUUCCAGUGUCUCUGUGGUCUGUCUCUGUCACUCCGUUAUUGGGUCAAACUGCAAGGGAAGGUGUUGCCCUUCCUUCAGCCUGCUUCUUCCUCUUUCAGGUACGAGCACAAGUGCAUAAUUAAAAUGACUGAAACACCAAAGGUGGACCUGAAGUACCACGUGAAGACCAGACACGAGCAAGGCUGGGCAAGACCUGGUGACAGUGGCACGAAAGGGGACCUUUGUGAGACGCGCCUCCUUCAUCGAGCAGCGCUUUCUCCAAUAAGAUUACCGGCAUUGACUGUAAUGCCAGGGAGAGACCAGAAAGCCGAGGAGAAAGAGCCUCGCACCAGGCAGCUACCAGCCGUCCCGGGGAGACCCUUGCAGGAUAAAGAAGAGCAAGGGAAAGUCAUUCCUCUGGUGACUCCCAGGAUGGUGGACUUCAUUGCUGCAGCGGUGGAGGCAAAUAGAAGGGUACGUGACACAGACUGCUGCAGUGCCUCUGUCUUACUGAACUGUAGAAAAGCAUCACUGAUUCUCACAGCGUUCCUUACUGCGCGUUCACAUAACACCUUGCUUGAAGAGAAAUGA